This is a messenger RNA of Bubalus bubalis (water buffalo), 2756 nucleotides long. RefSeq names its product olfactory receptor 52L1. The record is from RefSeq and is a predicted model, not a curated record. Gene Ontology annotation, molecular function: G protein-coupled receptor activity; olfactory receptor activity. Gene Ontology annotation, cellular component: membrane. NCBI's taxonomy places the organism in Eukaryota, Metazoa, Chordata, Mammalia, Artiodactyla, Bovidae. The transcript has a single exon. Gene Ontology annotation, biological process: G protein-coupled receptor signaling pathway. Bases 1211 to 2227 code for a protein of 338 amino acids.
UCUCUUGUAUUGGCACAGAGAUUCUUUACCACUGGCCACCAGGAAAGCCCAUAAGCAAGGGAUAGUCCCCACUUUUUAAUGACUGACAGACUAAUGAGUUUCAUAGUCCAAAGUAAUCAGUGCAAUGACAUGGCCAGUAAGAUGAUUUUAUAGAAAAGUAAAGGAGACACGCCAGGUUGCCUCACAGAAUUUGGGGAAGGUUUCAUAGAAGAGAGGUCACUUGGACUAAAUUUACAUGAAUAAUUAAGAAUGGACAUCUUCAAAUAUUGUUACUUGUCCUCUGCUUUCUGGCCAGAGAGCUAAAUAUGUCUUCAUUUUUAGGUUCCUGGGAAUAAAGUCCCUUCUGCUUUUCCUCUACAAAUCAUUGAGGGAUUUCUUAUUUACUUUAGUAAUUAAUGCUUAACAAACAGCUCUCAGCCUUCUCCCUAGACUCACAACAACCCAGUACAAAGAAGAGGCAGGUUGUACUCAGACACAUGUCUCUGCUCUUCUCCUUUGUGCACUAAAGUUUAUCUUCAUCUUCCUCCACUGCUCUGCUGACACUGCUCCUAUCAGAGCAAUGGGUGGUGGCCUUCCACAAAUGCGCAGCUGUCCUCUGACUCCUCAGCUGAUACGAGAGAAAGGGGUUGAAACUUGUACCAGAAAGAAAGUAGUUAAGAGAGAAUUAACUUCCUCAUUGCGUAGAAUGUUCAGCACUGUAAUAUGAAGUUUUAUAAAAUUGUGAGAUUUUUCUUAGAGGUGUCAAUGAAAAAUGUUCUUUUACUUGUCGAUUUGAAUCAGGAAGGAAAGCAAAAGGUGGGAGAUAUGUGCCUCCAGGCAUUUAAGAUUUUGUACCUGCCAUGGUCACAGUUUCGGGGUAAUAUUUUUUGUUAUCAUUGAGUUGCAAAAAAGAUAGUUGAAGUGAUGUAUAGAUUUAUAAUCCACAAGAACUGAAUCCUGUCUGACUCUUAUUGACAAUACAUAAAUACAAGUGUGUAAUCCUCUCUUACACUGAAAAGACAAUUAUUUCACACUGUGUCUGUCUUUUAAGACUAACACAUAUAAACAAACAUAUCUAGUUUAAAGAUUUUUGUUUUAACUCUGCAGAAGUUAAACAUAGUAGCUAUUUAAUUUGUAUUUCUUGUUAAGUGGGGCUUUCAGAAGCACUGAAUCAGCAUGAUAAGAGACAGACAUAGCAAAAGUUUUAAAUAGAGAGUUAUGGGGACAAAAAAUGCAUCAGGAAUGGAGAAAUUAUGAUUUUGGUUUUUUUGCCUCUUCCCUUUCCAAGCCAUUGAUGACAACCCUGAGUAAUUCCAGCUGGAGGCCGAUCCAGCCAUCCUUUUUCCUGAUCGGCAUCCCGGGUUUAGAGGAAAGCCAGCACUGGAUAGCACUGCCGCUGUGUGUCCUUUACCUCCUUGCCCUACUGGGCAAUGUCACCAUCCUCUCCACCAUCUGGACGGACCCAUCCUUGCACCAGCCUAUGUACCUCUUUCUGGCCAUGCUCUCUGGCAUUGACCUGGUCCUGGCCUCCUCCACUGCACCCAAAACCCUUGCAGUGCUCCUGGUUCACGCCCAUGAGAUUGGGUACACCGUCUGUCUGAUCCAGAUGUUCUUCAUCCACGCGUUCUCUUCCAUGGAGUCAGGGGUACUUGUGGCCAUGGCUCUGGAUCGCUAUGUAGCCAUCUGUCACCCUCUGCACCAUUCUACCAUCCUGCAUCCCAGGGUCAUAGGGCACAUUGGGAUGGCGGUGCUGGUGCGGGGGAUACUCCUCCUCCUCCCCUUCCCCAUCUUGUUGAGGAGACUUGUCUUCUGCCAGGCCACCGUCAUAGGCCAUGCCUACUGUGAACACAUGGCUGUGGUAAAACUUGCCUGCUCAGACAGCACAGUGAACCGAGCCUAUGGGCUGGCAGUGGCACUGCUUGUGGUUGGUCUAGAUGUCCUGGCCAUUGGUGUUUCCUACGCCCUCAUCCUGCAGGCAGUGCUGAAGGUACCAGGGGGUGAGGCCCGACUUAAGGCCUUUAGCACAUGUGGAUCUCAUAUUUGUGUCAUCCUGGUCUUCUAUGUGCCUGGAAUAUUCUCCUUCCUCACUCACCGCUUUGGCCGGCAGGUGCCCCAUCAUGUCCAUGUUCUUCUGGCCACACUCUACCUCCUGGUGCCACCUGCACUCAAUCCUCUGGUCUAUGGGGUGAAGACUCAGCAGAUCCGCCAGCGAGUACUCAGGGUGUUUGACAUAAAAGGACAGAUCUGAACACAUCCCAAUCAUUUUCUUCAGAGGUUCUUGCCAGCCAUGCUGCCAGGAGCCCAUGGUUGGUGUUGGCCAUAUGGAUCGAGUCCACUGCUAUUGUGAGAAGUCCUUCUGGUUGUAAUAGUCUCAUGGCAAAGAAUAUCAUGAACACUUGGUGCCACGGCUGAUUGGGAUGCACCUGGAGAGCUAAACUUGUAAAUAUUUUCCCCAUUCUUUCUUUCAUGAUCCUGACAUUUCUCUACACCUGGUGAUGGAGGCAUUUGAGGAUAGGAGAAAUAGAUGAUAGCUCUGAUAUGCCAUUAUUCCUAUCUCUGUCUAAUGACGGACUGUACAACACAUCUGGAGUGGGUAUGGGAAGUUUUAAUGUUUGCCUAGUUUUAGUUCUGAGUGUCAUCAACGCUUGUAAGUGUUGUGAGCUUCAGGUCACCAGGUUCUUAUGUAGUGAGCCUUUCUUAAAGCAUUUGAGACAGCCACAAUGUGAGAGAAUUCCUUUCACUGCAAUAUAGGUGCUAUUUAUUUAAAAUAAACUUAA